UCUACUUUCUUUCUUACAAAUCGAAAGUUAUUCCAACAUGCUUAUUCUUUGUUUCCCAGUUCGGAGUCUGUUUUGUGAAACAUUGCUGCUGUGAAUGAUCCAUUCAGAGAAACAAGGAGAAUCUCCUAGAAGGAAGGAGAAGAUGGAGAUGCUUGCAGUACAUGGCCAGGAAACCGUAUUACAAGAAUUGAGUCUCUUCUGUAAAAGAGAUGUCAAUGGAGUUGGAGUGUUAUACGACCUGCUCAGAUCUCCCUGGCUGCAAGCUCUCCUAAAGGUUUAUGAAUGCCUCCAUCAAUCUAUCAGAAAAAAACCAGUCCCGGUCACACCCCAAGCACGUGCACUGUCUCGUGAGGUGGUGGAGUUGUUACGUGGAGUCCCUCAAUCUACAGAGAUCAGAGAGCUGAGACGACUUCUGCGAAAUCCAAACUUGAAGGCCUUACUAUCAGCUCAUGAUACUGUGGCCCAGAAAGAUUUUGAACCAAUCCUUCCCCCUCUACCAGAUAACAUCCCUGAAAAUGAAGAAGCCAUGAGGAUUGUCUGCUUAGUGAAGAACAAGCAGCCCCUGGGUGCCACCAUUAAACGCCAUGAGAUAACGGGUGACAUUGUGGUUGCCAGGGUGAUCCAUGGUGGGCUAGCAGACAGAAGUGGGUUGUUGUAUGCUGGAGACAAGCUGGUAGAGGUGAAUGGAGUUUCAGUGGAGGGACUAGAGCCAGAGCAAGUUAUCCACAUUCUGACUCUGUCCCAGGGAACAAUUAUGUUCAAACUGAUUCCAGUUUCUGAUCGGCCAGUCAGCAACCAAACAACACUCUAUGUGAGAGCAAUGGCAGAUUACUGGCCCCUGCAGGACCCUGCCAUACCUUGUGCUGAUGCAGGCUUGCCCUUUAAAAAGGGUGAAAUCCUUCAGAUUGUUGACCAGAAUGAUGUCCUCUGGUGGCAGGCCAGGCAAGUCUCAGACCUGAGUGCCUGUGCUGGGCUGAUACCGUCAAACCAUCUUCUGAAGAGGAAGCAGCGAGAAUUCUGGUGGUCUCAGCCUUUCCAGCCCCAUGUCUGUCUCAAAUCAACAAUAUUGAGUACUGUGGAAGAAGAGGACGACAUGCAGAUUGAUGAGAAGUGUGUAGAAACAGCUGGUUUCCGUAGAAGCAUGCGUCUCUGCCGCAGGAAAUCCCAGAACACCCAGCAGCCCUGUUACGCACGGUGUCCCAGCAGCUGUUGCAGCGCAGCAGCAGCCCCUUAUGAGGAGGUGGUGAGAUACCAGCGACAUCCGACAGAUCGAAACCGACUAAUUGUGCUAGUGGGUCCUUCAGGGGUUGGCGUGAAUGAGCUAAGGCGGCGGCUUAUUGGAAUGAACCCUCAUCAUUUUCAAAGUGCUGUACCCCACACCACUCGUGCUCAGAAAAGCUAUGAAGAGAAUGGUCGUGAGUAUCACUAUGUAUCAAAGGAAACAUUUGAAAACAUGGUAUAUAGUCACAGAAUGCUGGAGCAUGGGGAAUACAAGGGACACCUAUAUGGCACCAGUGUUGAUGCUGUGCGAACAGUUCUUGAUGAAGGGAAGAUCUGUAUAGUGGAUUUGGAACCACAGGGUAUCCAAAUGGCUCGGACACACGAUCUAAAAGCCUAUAUUAUAUUCAUCAAGCCACCUAGUAUGAGCUGCAUGAGACAGUCUCGGAAAAACGCCAGGGUCAUUACAGACUAUUAUGUGAACAUGAAAUUCAAGGAGGAAGACUUGCAGGAGAUGGAGGACUGUGCUAAGAAAAUGGAAGCUCAGUUUGGUCAAUUCUUUGAUCAAGUGAUUGUAAAUGACAACUUACAAGAGGCCUGUGUGCAGCUGCUGUCUGCAGUCCAUCAGGCACAGGAUGAUCCCCAGUGGGUCCCUGCUACAUGGAUUUGUUCAGAUACUCAGCCAUAAUUCUGAGAAGCAGGCAGCUUCACAAAGAUUAUAUCUUAUGUUUUACCUCCAGAAUAAUCCUGUCAGGAUUGUAAGAAUAUAUCUUUGUGUGGAGAGAGUUUGGAGGGGGAUUAGGAAAAAAGCUAUAAUGAGAUAAUCAUACUGUCUUCAUUGUAGUUCUUACUGCAACAUGUGAUGCUUAACAUCAAUUUUGUACCAAAAAAGUGCUGUAGUAUCUCAGAAUUACAAAA
Molecule: messenger RNA, 2136 nt
Organism: Caretta caretta (loggerhead turtle)
Lineage: Eukaryota; Metazoa; Chordata; Testudines; Cheloniidae
Source: RefSeq, a predicted model, not a curated record